GGGAUCUUUAACUGUGCUUUCCACUGGGCCUCCCUGCCUCAGCCCACCACAUCCACACUCGCAGCAGUCACCACACACACUUCCCUCCGCAGACAUAUGGAGUACUACUACGUCCUUCUGCUUUGGAUUUGCAGCCAGCAGUUCGUAUUCCAUGACUGCUUCAACAUUGACACGAGAAAACACAGGAUCAUCAAAGGUCCCAAACACGCCCAGUUUGGAUACACGGUUCAACAACAUGUGGCUGCCGGAGGAGAGAAAUGGAUACUAGUUGGCGCUCCGUAUGAAAUGAACGGACCCUACCAGACGGGGGACAUAUAUAAAUGCUCCCUAAGCAAACGAAUCAAUGGCAAUGGCUGCUCAAAACUGAACUUAGGAAGGAUCUCACUGACCAACGUAUCUGAGCGGAAGGACAAGAUGCGGCUCGGAAUGACGCUCACUUCAAACCCUAACGACAACAGUUUUGUGGCCUGCGGUCCUCUGUGGUCCUACGAAUGUGGCAGCUCUUACUACAGCACUGGCAUAUGCUCCAGAGUCAACGCAAGCUUUAAGUUUUCCAGAACCAUCGCACCGGCCUUUCAGAGGUGUGAGACCUACAUGGACAUAGUGAUCGUGCUGGACGGUUCAAACUCAAUCUACCCCUGGUAUGAAGUGCAGGCGUUCCUCAUCAACAUCCUUCAGAAGUUCCACAUCGGUCCAGGUCAAAUCCAGGUCGGAGUUGUCCAGUACGGAGAGAAAGUUGUCCACGAGUUUAAACUCAGCGACUACAAAUCAGUGGAAGAAGUGGUGAAGAGAGCUCGAAGUAUUCACCAGCGGGGAGGCGAGGAGACCAACACAGCACUUGGCAUCAACAUCGCACGCUCUGAAGCUUUUAAACAAGGAGGUCGUCGCGGAGCUAAGAAAGUGAUGAUAGUGAUCACUGAUGGAGAGUCGCAUGACAGUCCGGAUCUCCAGCAGGCCAUUGAAGAAAGUGAGAAGGAUGGAAUCACCCGUUACGCUAUUGCUGUCCUUGGCUACUACAACAGAAGAGGAAUCAAUCCUGAGGCCUUUCUCAAUGAAAUCAAAUACAUCGCCAGUGACCCGGAUGACAAGCACUUCUUCAACGUGACGGACGAGGCUGCGCUGAAAGACAUCGUGGAUGCGCUCGGAGAACGCAUCUUUAGUUUGGAAGGGACCAGUAAGAACGGGACGGCGUUUGGCCUCCAGAUGUCCCAGGCUGGAUUUUCUUCACACAACGUGGAGGAUGGUAUUCUGGUGGGUGCUGUUGGGGCUUAUGACUGGAAUGGAGCUGUGCUAAAGGAAACACGCCAGGGAAAGGUUGUCCCUCCCAAGUCUUCUUAUGCCCAAGAAUUCCCAGAAGAACUCAAGAACCACGGUGCUUACUUGGGUUACACUGUGACAUCGGUGGUGUCGUCCCGAAAUGGCCGUCUGCUGGUGGCUGGAGCGCCACGCUUUAACCACACUGGCAAAGUCAUCAUCUUUACUUUGAAGAAUUCUGGAAAUCUCACCAUACUACAUUCCCUCAAAGGCCAUCAGAUUGGCUCCUACUACGGCAGUGAGAUCGCACCCCUGGAUAUCGAUGGAGACGGAGUGACUGAUAACCUUCUGGUUGCAGCGCCGAUGUUCUUCAGCGGGGGCUUAGAGAAGGGGAAAGUUUACAUCUACAGAGUCACGGAGCUGAAUCGUUUCAUCCUUGAAGGUUCAUUGGAGAUCCACAACGGCGGGCAGAACGCUCGCUUCGGUUCGUCUCUGGCUCCUGUUCCUGACCUAAAUGGUGACAGCUUCAAUGACCUGGUGGUGGGAGCGCCCCUAGAGGACGAACACAAGGGAGCCAUUUAUGUUUUCUUCAGUCAACACAACAGGAUUCUGCGCAAAUACAAGCAGAGGAUUGCAGCAGCAGAUUUAGCACCUGGCUUACAGUAUUUUGGCCGCAGCAUCCACGGCAUGAUGGACAUGAAUAACGACGGUCUGGUGGACUUGGCUGUGGGUUCUCUCGGUGCUGCUGUUCUUCUGUGGUCUCAGAGUGUCAUCCGCAUAUACACCAGCGUCAGGUUCGAGCCCAGCAAAGUCAACAUCUUUGUGAAAGACUGUCAGAGAGGUGGCAAAGACGUGACCUGCAUGUCAGCUAUCGUGUGUUUCAACAUCACCGCCAGGACUGCCAUCUCUGCCACACAGGAAAUUGGGAUCAAAUACAACGUCUCCAUUUUGGAACGACGCUUCAAUCCUCGUGCGGCACUGGAUAACCCGAGUGACAUGCAGGUUCACAACGCCACUCUUCUUCCUGGAGAGGAGACUUGUAGGCACAUCUACUUUCAUGUUAUGGAGACGUCAGACUACGCACGGCCCAUUGUGUUUGCUGUCCAGGUGGGUCUGCAGGAGUCUGAAAAUGCACCGGUUCUGGAUGACAUCUGGCCAACAUUAGUCAAAACUGAGCUGCCCUUUUGGAAUGGCUGUGACGAGGACGACCGUUGUAUUCCUGACUUGGCACUGCAGAGUACCACUGACCUGAUGACUCGAAGUCAGUUCUGCUCUCAGCCUGUACAAGCUAGCAGUGCAUUCUGCAGCCACGUCAGUCAUGUAGCAGCAGAGAGGGCGCUACGGGUUUUGGAGGGCAGCAGAAGUAAGGUGGUGGUGGAUGUACGUUUGGAGAAUAAAGGAGAAAAUGCUUACGAUGCCCAGCUCAACAUCUCCUAUUCACCGAAUCUUCACUUCUCAAGUCUCAUAUUGAAGGGGGUCUCUGACGUGAAGAUCGAGUGUUACAUCGAGGACAAGCUGAGGAACGAGAAGAUUUGCAAUGUCAGUGCUCCAUUCAUGAAGGCCAGAGCCCAGGUUUCGUUUCGUCUGGAGUUUGAAUUCAGCCGCACAGUGGUCAUGGAUUCUGUUCGAAUCCUUCUGGAGGCCAGCAGCGAUGGGGAGGAAGUGAGCACGGCUGAUAACGUCAACGACCUUUAUUACUUGCUGAAGUACGAGGCGGACCUCCUCUUCACCAGGAAUUCCGAUCCAUCCCGAUAUGAUAUAAAAUCUGAGCUGUCGCUGGAGGAGCCGGGGAUCAUCGGCCCACCUUUUAAUUUCACUUUCCAAAUCCAGAAUCUUGGCUAUUUCCCAGUCAGGGAUCUCCAGCUGAACAUUGAGAUCCCAGAGAUGACUAAAAAUGGGAACCAACUGUUUCAGAUAUCGGAGUUUCACAUUGACCAGAGAGAUGGAACAACGUGUUUGCCACCGCAGCAUGUGGCUCAAAGUCGAGCAUCACCAGAGGACCUGUCACGCUUCUCACGCUUGAACCGCUCCAACACACUGACCCUGCCUUUGCAAUGCACAGUGAACGUGGCUUCCUACCGAGAAAUCUCAGUCAGGAUCACAGGAACUCUGCGGAUAAACACGUUACACGCACUGAAGUUUAAAAUCCUGGAAGUGGUGACCAGCGCGUCAGUGGAGCUGCCAGCCUCCAGCCACAUGUUCCUACACGAACAGAGGCCCGUCCGACAUAUAAUACUGGAGAUCAGGAAAGAAGGUGAUUACAGAAUUCCUACCUGGAUUAUUCUUGGGAGCACGCUGGGAGGGCUUCUACUUUUAGCACUUCUUAGUCUGGCCCUGUGGAAGCUUGGCUUCUUCCAGCGACAGAAACGGCGAGACGAAGGCGAGCAGGAGCCGAACGGAAAAGUGGCAGAAGAGCGGUAACGCAGGCUGAGGGCCCCCAGCAGACCACUUCUCCACAGGGGACCCCACUCUCAGGGACUAACCCACCUCCCCUUUCCUUCUCCACGAAAACCAUAAGACGGUUCAGGCCUGGUGGCUGAAGAAGGCUUGUUCGGUGCACUAAAUCGGUCGGCCCACUGUGGACCCCGGACCCCAGAGACUUGGCACUGACAUCCUCAUUUCUCACCCCUGCACUGUUGGAGCCUCUGCGCUCUGCAUGUUGUCCUCUACACAUCAAAGAACUCCUCUGAUGUUCUUGGUCCGAUCUGCUCGGCGAGCUUCAGGGACUCGCUCUCCCAUUUUUGAUUGUAUAUUUAUUUAACUUUCACGGCUUUAACCUCAAGGGCCGCUGCUGCCCCACAAUCCAUUAAAAGCAAUGUAUAAAUAUUUUAUUGUAUAUUGAAUUCAGAGAUUCUACUUGGCUAGUAACUUGGCAGAAUAAUUUAUGACGACAAACCCAAACACCAUAUAUAAUGUUCUCCUCCCUCAUUUUACCCCUUUUUAUACGCGCAUGUCCAUUUUGGUAAACCAUUUGGAUUAGUGUUAGAUGUUUGAUGCACUUUUAUUUUGUAAUUUUGUAACUUAAAUUUGUAAAUAAGUGCCUUUUUAUAGCCAUUAAAAUGUAUUAGUUUUUAGUACUAUACAGCAGCUGGAAGGAAAAAGGUUGCUGCAAAUUUGUAAAGAGUCAUUGUGCCUUUCCAGGUGUUCACAAUGAAUGUGCGACUGUUUGCUCUGAUGAGGUGUGAGAGAUGUAAAACACCUGAAAAUAAAACAUUCUAGA
Molecule: messenger RNA, 4474 nt
Organism: Synchiropus splendidus (mandarinfish)
Lineage: Eukaryota; Metazoa; Chordata; Actinopteri; Syngnathiformes; Callionymidae
Gene: itga11a
Product: integrin, alpha 11a
Exons: 30
Coding region: 97-3675 (1192 amino acids)
Biological process (GO): cell-cell adhesion; integrin-mediated signaling pathway; cell adhesion mediated by integrin
Cellular component (GO): integrin complex; external side of plasma membrane
Molecular function (GO): integrin binding
Source: RefSeq, a predicted model, not a curated record